Messenger RNA from Trypanosoma brucei brucei TREU927, 279 nucleotides. RefSeq lists its product as hypothetical. Bases 1 to 279 code for a protein of 92 amino acids. The transcript has a single exon. Lineage: Eukaryota; Euglenozoa; Kinetoplastea; Trypanosomatida; Trypanosomatidae. The record is from RefSeq and is a predicted model, not a curated record.
AUGGAUGCCAUCGAUUUGACGCCAUUCACACAAACACAUUUGAGGAUGGGGCGUGAUUGGAGUGAUGUUAGCGGUUCCUUGAUGCAACUGGGAGCUGCGUAUUUCAUAUUUUCGUGGUCUGAUGUAGCUUAUGUGAUGGAACUCAAAUACGGUAUUCGCUUAAUGUCACCUGCGGAGUGCCAAUCACAGCUUUUUUGCCUUUUCUCUGCACAAGGAGUAUCUAAUAGUCAACGCCGCGCUGGUAAUCCGGCUGCAACUGCCCCCCCCCUUUCUGGCUGA